AUGCUUUAUAACAAACCCAUGAGCAGUGCAAGAGAGAAAGAAAUGGGCUGUUUGGUCUCCGAUCAGAUAAGAAACGCGCGCGCUUUAGUGCAGAAAAGACUACGCAGAGAAAAAAGAAGUAAAAGAAAAUUGUUGGAGCAACUGGAAAUGGAAAGCAAGCGUAGAUCUCAAUUGGAAGAAGCUCUUAAGUGUGCUGAAAAACUGAGCUCUCAUUCCGAUCAAAAAAGAGAAUCUACAUCGUCAUCAUCAAAAAAUCCAACCACCUCGCAGACAAACAUGAAUCACAUUUCGCCCAUUGACAGGGAAAGGGAUUCCUCCAGAAAUAUGAUGGUGCAGGAACGUUUGGAGAGGGAGAGGGAGGAAAAUGCCACCACCUCCAUGCCUUCAGGUGUUCAUGGAUAUCCUCAGGGGUUAAGGGAUUCCAUGCCGAAUCCAGCAAAAGAGGAGAUGAAGCCUUGGCCUUACAGCGGCAUGGACUUGAUGAACACUGGAGCUGCAUUUUGGCAGAAUUAUUCCGAUUCCCUAGCUCAAGAACUGGAACUGGAGCGCAAAUCUCGCCAACAACACGUGGAACGUGACGUGAAAUCCCCCCUCCAAGAAAGAGGAGCAUACUACAAAAACUCAGUAUUAUUCACAAGCAGUGCGACGUAA
Molecule: messenger RNA, 651 nt
Organism: Brassicogethes aeneus
Lineage: Eukaryota; Metazoa; Arthropoda; Insecta; Coleoptera; Nitidulidae
Source: the annotation of a GenBank genome assembly